AUGACGGUUCAACACUAUCUAGAAAACUUAGAUAUCGUACUGAUGUGGACAAUUGCGCAAUUGGCGGUACUCGCCUUCUUAGCCGCUUUUGCUACUGCUGGCGAAAUAGAACAGCUGAAAGAAGUUCUAGGAAAGUUUGACAAAGAUUACAAACAGGGCAAUAUGACGAGACUUGCGUCCGAUUUCAGAAGUGCAUUGAAGGAAUAUGGCGAUGGACAACAAGGGGAAUCGACCGUUGUGCAAGAAUUCUUGAAAAAAAUGGAGAGCAAUGGCGAGCAACGAGCAAUGGAAAAAUUAGAAACCGAAUGGAAAGAUUAUGUAACCGCUCUCGGAAAACAUUACGAUCAAAAGGAAACCAAUUUUAGAAUGGCAAUAUUUGCAAGCAACGAAUUAAUGACGGAAAAGAUAAAUAAAAAAUAUGAACAAGGCUUAGUUUCUUAUACAACGGCCCUCAAUGACUUGGCUGAUUUGACCGAUGAAGAAUUUAUGGUGAUGAAUGGACUUCGACUGCCCAAUCAAACUUAUCUUCGUGGGAAAAGACAGUCUUUUGAUACAUUUUACAAGUACGAUCAAAGGGAACGCUUACCAAGUUCAGUUGAUUGGAGAAAAAAAGGAGUCCUUACACCUGUUAGAAAUCAAGGAGAGUGUGGCAGCUGUUAUGCAUUUGGUGCACUUGCGGCAUUGGAAGCUUAUCAUAAGAAAAGGACUGGAAAACUUGUCAACUUAUCCCCACAAAAUGUUAUUGAUUGCACAUGGGAACAUGGUAACAAUGGUUGUGAUGGUGGCUUCAUGGUUCCGGUGUUCACAUAUGCAAAAUCGCAUGGCAUUGUAGCAGAAUCGAAAUAUCCGUAUGUGUUCACUGCAAAACGAUCGUGUAAAUGGAGAAAAGCUGAUGUUGUUGCCACUGAUAAAGGUUAUCUUGAAAUACGAGAUGGCGACGAACUGGGACUUAAGCAUGCUGUAGCUAAACAUGGACCUGUUGUUGUCGGAAUUUCCGGACAUCAACGAAGUUUCAGAUUUUAUAAGUCCGGUAUUUACUCCAGUAAUACCUGUACUAAACCAAGUCAUGCAGUAUUGAUUGUCGGUUACGGAACGCAUCGAACUCACGGUGAUUACUGGAUCAUUAAAAAUAGCUGGGGAACCCACUGGGGAGUUAAAGGAUACGGUUAUAUGGCACGAAACAAAGGGAAUAUGUGCCACGUUGCUUCGAUGGGUUCAUUUCCCAUCUGA
Molecule: messenger RNA, 1230 nt
Organism: Brugia malayi
Lineage: Eukaryota; Metazoa; Nematoda; Chromadorea; Rhabditida; Onchocercidae
Product: Cathepsin L-like precursor, putative
Exons: 10
Coding region: 1-1230 (409 amino acids)
Cellular component (GO): lysosome
Molecular function (GO): cysteine-type endopeptidase activity
Source: RefSeq, a predicted model, not a curated record